Molecule: messenger RNA, 1284 nt
Organism: Paraglomus brasilianum
Lineage: Eukaryota; Fungi; Glomeromycota; Glomeromycetes; Paraglomerales; Paraglomeraceae
Source: the annotation of a GenBank genome assembly
AUGACUACAGCUACAAACGAAGUGAUACCCAUAACUCUACAAGAGAGACUCGAGUUAUCUAAUUACGCUAUAGACGACGAAUACAUUCGUUCUGAAACCUGUAACCUUGCAUCAGACCGCUUUAUCGUCGUAUCCAACAAAGAACAAGGAAAAACCAAGGCGAUAAUAAUAGAUCUUCAGGACACAGACAACGUGAAGAGACAUGCUAUUAGUGCUCAGCGAGUGAUUCUGAGCGACGACGGACAGUUCAUAGCUCUGCAAUCAAACAAAGUAAUCCAAAUCUUUAGUUGCAUUACCAAAACUAAAACUGGAGAUCAUACGUUGGAUGACGCACUGGAAUAUUGGAAGUGGCUUAACAACACCACUUUAGUAAUCGUAACGAAGUGGUCAAUAUACUAUUGGAAGGCUGACUAUAUAAAACCCAAGAAGGAAUUUAACAGAAAUGAAUCAUUGGCAUACACUCAGAUCAUCAACUAUGUGGCUAGCGAAAAUCUUGCGUGGGCUGCUGUUAUUGGAACUAAGAUUGGUGAGGAUCACGAAAACGUUGGCAAGAUACAGUUGUGGAACAGGCGGCAUAAAAUUAGUCGGGACUUUGAUGGAACUGCAGUUGCAUUUUUCGUAUUUUCUGAAGAAGUUAACGGGAUUAAUGUUAACAAACCGUUGUUCGCAGUUGCAUCAAGUACCAGUUCUAAUACCGGAAGUCUUCGUAUAUUUAACACAAUCGAAACGUCACAAUUAUCCCGUACCGAUAAAUACUGUGAUGAAAUUCCAAUAAAUUUCUUGCCAGGAGACUGUUUUAUCGAUUGUGUAUUCAGUAAGGAGUACGGAUUCUUCUUUCUUGUUACCAAGUUCGGAUUCAUCCACCUUGUUGAUGUUGGGUCCCAAGCUCUUGUAUAUACGGGCCGAAUUAGUACGACGGAAAUAUUUAAUGUUAGUGCGCUUCAAGACAGUAACGGAUUACUUUUUGUAAACGAUGGAGGACAGGUAUUAUCUGUGACUGUAGAUGAUUCCACGCUGUUGCAAUACAUUGUAGAAUCUCUCUGCAAACUUGAUAUUGCUAUACGUCUGGCUGCUCGUCACGAAUUUCCUAGCAUGUCUGUGCUAAUGACUAAACUGUCAGAGACAUAUUCAGAAAGCAACCAAAGAACGCCCGGCAUUUCAGAAAGUUGGCUCAAUUCUCGUUAUCGUACUGCGAGUGGGGUUGGCAAACACGUCAAGCAAGUUGAAGAUGUCCGCAGAUUACCAGAAGAUCUAAUAUCCGAUCUUAACCUAAAGCGACUAUAA